Molecule: messenger RNA, 5812 nt
Organism: Vavraia culicis subsp. floridensis
Lineage: Eukaryota; Fungi; Microsporidia; Pleistophoridae
Exons: 1
Coding region: 20-5812 (1930 amino acids)
Source: RefSeq, a predicted model, not a curated record
AAAAAAAGAUCCCGUCCUCAUGAUAUCGAUUGAAGACAGAAAGUCAGUAAAGAUAAAGUUGUACAAUGUGUUGAGUCGGUCGCCGUGCUUCAGCGAGCAUGAAAAGAGUGAAAUGCUGAGAUUAUGUGGUGCGGUAGAGGAGGAGUGUUUUAGUACCAGCGAUAGCGUGGAAGGAUAUUUAAAGUGCAUAAACGAAAGAAUAAGCAUGUAUGCCAGGUCUGGUGGGCGCAUGGCAGGAAUGAACGAGAGCAACGGCAUGCACGCCAAUGAGCGCAGGGCAGGAAUGAACGAGAGCAACGGCAUGCACGCCAAUGAGCGCAGGGCAGGAAUGAACGAGAGCAAUGGCAUGCACGCCAAUGAGCGCAGGGCAGGAAUGAACGAGAGCAACGGCAUGCACACGAAAGGCACUCAUCUUUCUCCAUCAACAUAUCAAUCAAAAACAGCCCAGUUCAGCAGUCGAUACCACGACGCAUUCAACACUGUUAAUGCGAACAGCAAUCAAAAGGUAACUGGACGCAUAAACGGGCAUUAUCCUAGCACUGCCAUUAACGGCGCUCUUUACGGUACGAAUACUCAUCGUUCCCUUAAUGUCCCCUACAACUACGCGCACCCUUCCUUCGACCAUGCUGCUCCUAAUCAAAUAGCACCUAACACAGAUACUGGCAAACGGGCUGAGGUUAAUACAAAUUAUACGCACAAAUUGAACGGAAUGGAUUUUGGGCCAAGAAGCCAGGGAGAGGAUAAAUACGCUGAGAAACAUCGGUACGAAGGGGGAAUUGCCGUUGGCGGAGCAUCUGGUCUCUACAAUGCCAGCUCGCGUAUAAAUUAUCAUUCUUACGGGCAUGCAAAGCAAGAGAGAAGCUCAAGUGUGCAUGGCACUAAUAAUGGGUCUGAAAAGUACGGGAACCGGAAUAACGGCCCAGACUCACAGAGCGGUGACAACAGGGAUGUAGAGCAAUACAGUGUGUAUAGUGAUCGUAUCAGGAGCGGAGCAGAAAUUCACUCGUACGGCACAUCGUCGAGGAGCAAUGACAAGAACGGUUUUGCAGAAAAGAUGCUCGGCACCAAAAGCAAAGGCUACCAAAAUCACAGCAAGGAGCACAAAAACACGGAAAGUCUCAAAAAUAAUGCAUUGUUUGGGCCGAAUGGACUUGGCGGUACACGAGGGCAGUGUGCCACUGUUUCAAGUUAUGAUAGUACAUCACGAGGUUCUGGUCCAAAGGGUUUUAGUGGAUCAAUAGGACGUAACUCCUUCGUUUCAAAGCCUUACGCCGUACAUACGGAUAGUUUUGCCGCGAAUAGUCAUUACAACCGGACUAUGUCCUCUGAUGGUGCCAUGCAAGGUCACUCUAAUCAGAUCGUGCAGCCUAGGGGAGACACAAUAAACGAUCAGCCCAAUCAAGCUGUGCAACUCGAUGAUAUUGCGGCAAAACAUCGUGUCAAUCAAACCGCAUGCUUCAACAAUCCGUUCCCGUUUUUCGUGGAGAACGCUUCGCUCUCCAACAAAGGCAAGGCAAAAAGCCAGUUCUCACCUCCUCAGGAUGUGCCUACGGAACAGCACCAAUUCUCUGAUGGUGCCGUUUUGUUUCAAAAGCAAUCACCGAACAAUUUAAAAACGGGUAAAGCGAAAAACAAACAAACAGAAAAAAUGAGCACUGAGAAAAAAAUGACAACAAGCACAGCGCUGAGCAACGAUGUUGAGAGACAAGAUGAAACACACCAGGAUGCAGCGGGUAAUGCAUACUCUGGUCGGCAUCCUAGCACGUACGAUCCUUUGCAUUUUUCUUCUAUGCAUGCUGAUGUCUUCGGAAGUGACAGCGUGAUUAAACAAAAAAAGGAAAAUGAAAAAAAUUGUGUGACCCCAGGAACGAUGCAAGACGAUGCACACCGUCAAAUGAACGAUUCCAACUAUCACCACAACAGACAGCCAGCCGAUGGCAUGUAUCUUGCUGGUGCGCAGGGCACUUACAAUCCUGUUCAAAUCAAGAAUAUCAAUGCGUUGAAGCGGAAUGAUAAAAUUGCAGGCGAUAUGCAGAGUUUGAACUACAACAGUGCAUACGCGAGCAUGGACUACCAGAAAUAUGCGUACACCAACAUAAGAAAUGCUUAUUUGGAUGUGAAUCAUGCAACAUAUGAAAAUAAAAAUUAUAAAGGCAGAACAGGAUGCAUGAACAGCAAAACGGACAGAACAAUGCCCGUGACUUACAGCAAGAAUAACGGUCAUUCCGGUGCUGUGCACGAAGAGCUGGGCAGACCCGUUGUCAGCACGAAUUAUGAUGCUGUAAGUAGGAUGAGCGUGAAUAGUGAGAUAGCAGCCCCGUAUGGUACGGGUGCUAACGUGCAGGGAACACUGGGGAUGACGGCCUACCCAAACAACAGUGCUCAACAACCACGCAGAAUACAGCAAAACGAAAAUGUUGAGCCGAUGGGCAACAUGGCAUACAUCCAUGAUGGCUUGAACAAUCAAAGUUUUGGUACUGGUUUUAAGAAUGCAACAGGUGGUGGUACAACGUACCAGGACAACCGCACAAAUAAUGGUUAUGCGGGCAGUUCUGUCUACUUCGGUUCCUCAACCGGUGCCGCUCAGCAGUACGUGCGCAAAAAUGCAGACAUCUCACAGAAGAGCAGCGCUGCAGCUCAAACGAUGAGCAGGAACCAAGUGAUGUUCCAUCAGAACGUGUCCUAUCAACGCCAGGGUGUUUAUCCACAGACACUGCAUCACAACAAUUAUACUGUGAGCAACUCCUAUCAGAACCAGAACAGAGACGUAUAUCCUAAUGGUGGGGGUCUCCCAUCACGUACUGCAGGUCUAGCGGAACGGAUGUUUCAUAUGCAUGGUACGUACCAGAACGGCCAAAAGAUGGGAGUUCAACACAGCGAAAAUAUGCCACGAGGAACGAACACAACAUCUCCUUGGAACGGUUACAACGGCAAUAGGCAAGUAAAUAGGAUGAGUGCAGCUGCUACACCGAGUGUGUACAACACGGCUGGCCAACAGGCAAAUAGGACGAGCACCGUUGUUGCACCAGAUGUGUACAACACGGCUGGCCAACAGGCAAAUAGGACGAGCACCGUUGUUGCACCAGAUGUGUAUGAUAUGAUCAAUAAACAGGCGCUGGGCACGUCCCUGCAUCAAAGCAGCAGAAACAAGGAAGCGGUCAGAGACCCACCGUUUAAGAACUACCCGAGCACCGAUGUCUUUCAUAACAACACGCAUUUGAACGUUACGAGUGGUAGCACGCCACGCAUGUCUGGUAAUGCAGGUGGUAUGAGUAUGAAGCAGAGGGACUAUUUGGAUAGGAGUACAUGCAACUCUGUGCUGCAGAGCACCUACUACGAUGCACAAUUAAAUAACAGUCGAGGUACGAAUGGCAUGAACCAGUACAUGAACAGCGUGCAGGCAUUUGGUUCGGAGCACUUUACGAGCAAUGCGGACCACAUGAGCGGUGUACGUACGGACAAUGCGGAGAGUGGCAAAAAUGCUGACCGUUUCGUCUCACCAGGCGGUCCCGAGCGCAUGGCCAACGGCAUGAACAGUGCAGGCCGUUUCGUCUCACCGGGUAGUUUUAAACGUGCAGCAAACAGCACCGGUCAGUACACCUUCGUGAAUAAAACGUAUGCUGCUGUUAACGAGCGUGAUGUCAACCAAGCAGCAAAUCAGUGCACAUCCAUUGAUGGUACGAAGAGCGGUCCACCCGCUGCUCAACAAUUUAUUGAUAACACGGGUGUGCUCAGAAUCAGGAACACUAACGAACAACCACCUAGGAACAGCCUCAAGACCAUUACUGAUAGCAUUUUGAACGGUGCUUUUGUCAAUACCAGGAUGAGAACCAACAACACAUCUACAGACCUUAAUACAUUGAAUGGCAGUGUAUCGGGCACGAAUGAGCGAAAGGGGUUAGCUGCUACAAAGCACAUGGGCAAUGGUAGUGUAGAACGCACAGGUGCUAACCAUGUGUCUCCAACCAUUGAACGUACCCAGGAAGAAAUGAUAAAGAGGAUCAGAAUGGAACGUACGAUUGGUGAGGGGAGUGUCCUUGGCAACGUGGAAAUGAUGGGAUACCCUAAAUCGCAGCGAGUGAUAAGCGGCAAGGAGAGUAGCAGUGUCGAGUACAUCAAGAGAAUGAGUGGCAACCCUUUCUAUCCUGCAGGUGUAAACGUUUCUUCCCGUGCAGGACCGUAUGAUAGACCGAUCAACAGGUACGAUAAUUCGUUCAAUCCGAGAGUCACGGAAUGGCCUGGUAAUAGGAACGUUAAUAUGAACUUAUGUUCAUUGAAGGAGUUGGAAAGUGGAAAGAUACUGCGCAAUAGCAGCAUAAAUCAGGGUAGAAAGAACAGGUUAGACGAGGAGGAUGGUGAUCGUGUCAAUGGUGCUGCGAACAGUGCCGAACAUGGUAGUAAUGCUGAUAAAAGUGCGUGUAGCGAUGCGGAUACAAAUCAGCGGAGUGAUAUAGACAGGAGUGGUAAGGGUGAACCAGAUCGUGUAGAAGUGGAUACCAUGGUUAGUAACACGAGAAGAGAUACGAACAGGAAUGGUGCGGUCUGUAGUACAGGAAGGGAUGCUACCAAGAAUAGUUCGGUUAAUGAUACAAGGGGUGCUGCAGGCAGGAAUAGCACGGGCAAUGGCGUAUCACUCAGCAACGUACCGAUUAGGAAUGCUUUACGAUGCGGUACACAGAAUAACAGCGUAUCGAUAGGUAACGUGCCAAUUAGCAGUGUACCAAGUGCUGGUAAUUACUAUAACGGCCAUAACACGUACAGCGGUACAGGUGGCCACAAUGGCAUUAAUGCUAAUUUUUAUGGUAACUAUCAGCACAAUGCAGCGGAAAAGAGGAGCAGACCGGCCGGUGACAGUGUUUCUAAUGAUGAGAGUGUUCUUGAUAGGUACAGGCAGCUAGGCAUUGCUGUUGAACAGCCCAAGGAAUGUAAUGUACCAUCGUAUGAUGCAACAGAGGAAAUGGCUAGCAAACGUGUUAGAGUAGAAGUUAAGGAGCUGAGCACGGAUGAUAUGAUUAAGAAAUUGAUUAUGGAUAUAAAGGGCGUGAAGGGCAGGUCAGAACUAACGGAUAUAGUAGAAAAAUUGAAAGUGUAUUUUGACGAUAGAAAAGCGGAGAAAGAGGGUAUUCGGCUGAUUAGGGAAACAGGCACUGAUAGGGAUGGCGGUGGGGUACUGAGUAAGCUUGGCGAUGAAAAUGUGUGUAAAGACAGCAAUGGGGGUGUGAAUAGCACUGGUGCGAAGAACGGCACUAGCACUGGUGCAAAGAGUAUCAAUCAUGAGGAUAAUGGUGGUAAAGACGCUUUGUCUGGGAAACAUAGCGGACAAACUGGGAAUGAUCUGCGCGGUGGUAAAAUAAGUGACGGGGAGGUGAGCAGCAACGAGCAAGGCUUACAUAACUCAACGGAAGAGGAUGAUGCAUCACACGGUACCGGCCAUAUCAAUUUUUGUACCUUGAACAGAGGAGAGGAUAAAAACAAGUUUGAAGAAUUUAUGUAUUUCCUAAAGGAAGCACAGUCUGUAUUUAUAGCAUACGAUGAGAAGAUCAAGCAGGACCUGACAUAUAGAAAGUACAAGGAGAUAAGCAAGUUGGUGACAGAAAGCAACUCAGAGCAGGAGAUAGAAUAUUUUCGAGAGGUAAUAGAUCAUUUAAAGCAGAGUGUAGAGAAGACCCUAGAGGAGCACGGACAGACCACCGACUUUAGCUAUGCCUGUUGGAUCAAUAACUCGAUUGCCAAGUUCAACAAGAGAUUGAAGAAGGAUCACUCGUUCUGUAUUGAAUUGGGGAAGAGUUUUAGUAAGGUGUUAAAUUUGUAG